Molecule: messenger RNA, 417 nt
Organism: Serpula lacrymans var. lacrymans S7.9
Lineage: Eukaryota; Fungi; Basidiomycota; Agaricomycetes; Boletales; Serpulaceae
Exons: 2
Coding region: 89-319 (76 amino acids)
Source: RefSeq, a predicted model, not a curated record
CCAGGGUACAUGGGGCGCCAGAAGGUUAUAACACGACUUCACUGAACACACGUGGUUGGUCCGUCGGAUCCCUCGAGCAGCUGGAGGGAUGCCGGCCAUCUGUAGGAGGAAUUGCCCCUCUUCUCCGUCAAAAUCUUCAUCCCGUGUCCCACGAACUACGUCGAUCGGCGCAUUGGUGAAGAGCGGCUCAAGAACUUUGAUUUUUCUGGGUCGACCAUCAAGAUUUUGUUCUUCAUCCUGUUCUUCGUCAUCUUCCGAGUCACCAGGAGGCCCAUAUGACUUUGUCUCUUUUUCCCUCACGCGUUUCAGUCUACUAUGAUAUCGAUUUUGCAAGCGAUGCUGUUCGCAACGGCGAUAUUUGUAGUGACCAGAGAGAAUUUUAUGGCAAUGAGACACUGUACACAUUCGAGCAGGAAG